Molecule: messenger RNA, 983 nt
Organism: Actinia tenebrosa (Australian red waratah sea anemone)
Lineage: Eukaryota; Metazoa; Cnidaria; Anthozoa; Actiniaria; Actiniidae
Product: transcription factor BTF3 homolog 4
Source: RefSeq, a predicted model, not a curated record
UCUCUUUCGCCACAUUUAUCCUCGUGGUUUUGAAAUUAGAAAUACUUCAUGCUUUAAUAGCAGAAAAAAGGCCCCCAAAAAGACUAAACUACGAUUUAGAUCACACGGGUAGCUAAGACGAUGAACUCAGAAAAGUUAUCUAAACUCAGUAAGGAAGUAAGAAUAGGAGGAAAGGGAACCCCUAGAAGAAAAAAGAAAGUCGUCCACAGAACUGCCACUACAGAUGACAAAAAACUACAGAAUACCCUAAAGAAACUGUCAGUGAAUACUAUUCAAGGCAUCGAAGAGGUGAACAUGAUCAAGGAUGAUGGAACUGUCAUACAUUUUAACAAUCCCAAAGUGCAAGCCAAUCUUGGAGCCAAUACUUAUGCCGUCAAUGGACAUGCUGAAACAAAGACAAUCACAGAGAUGCUACCAGGGAUCUUAAAUCAACUUGGAAGUGAUAGCCUUACUAAUUUGAGGAAACUGGCUGAGAAAUUCCCUCCCAGUGAUAUAGGGGCAGCGACCAAUACAGCUGAGGAAGUAGAAGAGGAUGAUAAUGAAGUUCCAAUGCUUGUACAAAACUUUGACGAGCCAUCAAAAGCCGAGGUCUAGAGCGGCUGGUCUUGUUUCCAUGGCAACAAAAAAUCCACUUUUUCCUAUAAACUUGUCUGCUACAAUAAAAGACACUGUUAACAAGAACAUUUUGUAACGACCUGAGCCAUCACCCUGUCUAGUAACAUUUAAUUAACAAUGACUACAGCUCAUAAUAUUAACAAUUGCUUAAUAGUGUAAUUUUUUGUUAUGUAGAAGGUAUUUGGGGAAUAUUGGACAAUACUGAUACUCGUCACUAUGACAACACGUCACUAUGACAACACUGAUUGACAAUAUUGGUUUGAUUUCCCUCAGUGCUAUUGAGAAAAAAGAGCUGCAGUCAUUGUUGAUUUUGAUUCCUGAUCUCGGGAUUACCAAUCCAGGACCAUCAAUAAAAUACCAAACACCAA